Anthonomus grandis grandis is the source of this 2720-nucleotide messenger RNA. RefSeq names its product general vesicular transport factor p115 (gene p115). The record is from RefSeq and is a predicted model, not a curated record. The coding region runs from base 108 to 2561 and encodes 817 amino acids. Gene Ontology annotation, biological process: endoplasmic reticulum to Golgi vesicle-mediated transport; intracellular protein transport; vesicle fusion with Golgi apparatus. Gene Ontology annotation, cellular component: Golgi stack; Golgi membrane; endoplasmic reticulum. The transcript is spliced from 16 exons. Lineage: Eukaryota; Metazoa; Arthropoda; Insecta; Coleoptera; Curculionidae.
GCUGUCAUUCAUUGACAAAUAUUUGUUUUGAUUUUGAAAAUACCCUUUUACCGAUAAUGAAAUACUGAAAAUUUAAUAGGAAAACUGAAAUUUUCCAUUUUAAUAGGAUGGAAUAUUUGCGUAGCGGCCUAAAGUCGGUGCUGGGCGGUCCCGAGCCGGGGGCCCAAGUGUCUGAUGCGGAAACGGUGGAGAAGUUGGUGUCUCGGGUAAGUACCAGCACUUUAUUGGAAGACCGUAGAGAUGCCUGCCGAGCCCUGAAAGCCUUAUCAAGGAAACACCGAAUAGAGGUGGGGGCUCAGGGCAUGGAUAUCCUGAGACAGGUGCUGGAACUGGACAGGGCAGAUUGUGAAAUUAUUGGCUAUUGCCUGGACACUUUAUGCAACAUAACGUCCAAAGAAGUGUUUGAAGAAGAACUCGAGUUGGACAUUAAUAAAACCGUGAAUGUCGGUGAACAGUUUUCAGAAAUGUUUUUAAAAAACCCUGAGAACUUGCCUCUGGUUCUCAGUUUUUUAGAAGAAUAUGAUUUCCGGGUCCGUUGGCCCGCAGUGAAACUUUUAACCUCUUUAACGAUGUGUAAACCGAAGGAUGUGCAAGACAUUAUCCUCGUAAGUCCAUUGGGCAUGUCCAAGCUGAUGGAUUUAUUGUGCGAUAACCGGGAAAUUAUAAGAAACGAUGCGGUUUUACUAUUGAUUUAUUUGACGAAGUCGAAUGCAAACAUUCAAAAAAUUGUUGCGUUUGAAAACGCCUUUGAUAGGCUGCUUACCAUUAUAAGCGACGAGGGUUACACGGAUGGGGGAAUCGUCGUGCAAGAUUGCCUCCUAUUAAUGUUAAAUUUAUUGCAAAAUAACACCAGUAAUAUCAACUUUUUCAACGAAGGGUCUUACGUUUUAAAGUUGGCCCCAAUGUUUAUUUUACCAGAGAAUCUCGAGGAGGUUGGCUGGAGUCCUCAAAAAGUCUCCAACUUUCAUUGCGUGUUGCACGUGGUGAGGGCCUUAGUGUCGCCCAACAAUCCCGCUCAAAUAAUCACCAGUUGCCAGAAAAGUUUGAGAAAUGCCAACUUGUUGGAGUCCUUGUGCGGCAUUUUGAUGGCCAGUGGAGUUCCGGCAAAUAUUCUGACCGAAACGAUAAAUACGGUGGGGGAAGUUAUUCGGGGCAACUUGACAAAUCAGGAAUAUUUUGCCAACGUUUUGGCCCCUUCCAGUCCCCCCAGGCCCGCCCUGGUCGUAUUAAUUAUGUCCAUGGUUAACGAGAAACAACCAUUUACUUUGAGGUGCGCCGUUUUAUAUUGUUUCGAAUGUUAUUUAUAUAAGAACGAAAUCGGACAGGAAUUAGUCGUGCAAACGUUGUUGCCGAGCACCACCGGAAGUAACACUUUGACCGCCGGUCAAUUGUUGUGUAGCGGUUUGUUUAGUAGCGACCCGUUGAGCAAUUGGUUUUCAUCGGUGGCGUUGUCGCAUUGUUUGUUGGAGAAUCCCGCGCAAAAGGAGCAACUGCUCAGGGUCCUCUUGGCCACCAAUUUGGGGGCGCAGCCGGUCACUUUGUUGCAUCAGUGCGGGGUUUUUUUGCAGCACACCAGUAAAUUACAAGCCAAACUGGGAAUGUUAAUGCUACUGUCCACGUGGAUGACGCAUUGUCCCGCGGCAGUGAAAGUAUUCCUGAACGUACCCGGCGCCAUGGCAUUCUUAACGGCCCAAGCGUCCGCCAGCGAAUUCGACAACAACGCGGAACUACUGCAAGGCUUGUGUGCCUUUAUUUUGGGCCUGUGCGUCCUGUUCAACGAUAACUCGAUCCAGAACUACUCGAAGGAAAACUUGUCGCAGCUGAUCGAAAAACGGGUCGGAUUAGAGACGUAUUGUAAGAAAUUGAACGAGGUGUCCAGGCACGAGUUGUACGCGAAAGCGGCGAAACAGCCGCAAAUCAAAGCGGCACAGGCCAACGAGUUACUUUUAGAAUUUGAAUUUUGUAAAUUGUUUAAGACAAUGGAAGGUGCGAUAAUUCAGGCGCUAGGGGUGCAGAGGGACCUAUCGAACGGGAUUUCCGAGUUGAGCCUGAGCGAGCACGAGAACGCCCUGCUGGUCCAGUAUAAAGAUUUGAUCAGGGAUCAGGAUAAAAAACUGCAGGAGUGGCAGAGGAAAUUCGGGUUUUUGGAGCGGCAGUUCGAGGAACUGAAGGCACAAAUGCAGGAAGCACAACAAACAAACGCCCAACUGGUAGACCAGAACACGUUAUUGAAAGCCCAAUUAUCCACUGGGGCCACCCAAAUGGCCUCUACAGAGAAGUUUCAGCCCCAGGGAACUGCUGCCCUAACGGAGCGAAUAAGACAGUUGGAAGCUGAAAAUGCCAAACUAGCGGAAGAACUGACGGAGAAAACUUCAGAAGUUGAAAGCUACCAGCGUGACCAAGACGACCUUUUGACCCUUCUGACCGCCCAAGAUACGAAAUUAAACAAGUUUAAAGAGCGGUUAAGGCAAAUGGGUGCCUUAUCGAAGGAGGACGAGGAAAGCUCCUCUGAUAUCUCUGAUAAUGAGAAAGAGAGAGAUGGCGAACAUUCGCUAUUGUAAUGUUUCAGGCUCACCGAACAGCCCAAUCAUCUGUUCGGCUAAUCCAUCUAUCAAAGGCAUUAAUUCGUUAGUAGGCAACUUCAGCUCUUCGACUUUGAAAUCUCUCAAAGUUUGUAAGUCUUCUGAAUACUAAAAUAAAUAAAGAAUCGUACUAAGCUA